Hirundo rustica (Barn swallow) is the source of this 4099-nucleotide messenger RNA. It is a transcript of the gene TEAD3, whose product is annotated as TEA domain transcription factor 3. Gene Ontology annotation, molecular function: RNA polymerase II cis-regulatory region sequence-specific DNA binding; DNA-binding transcription factor activity, RNA polymerase II-specific. Gene Ontology annotation, biological process: positive regulation of transcription by RNA polymerase II; embryonic organ development; hippo signaling. Lineage: Eukaryota; Metazoa; Chordata; Aves; Passeriformes; Hirundinidae. The coding region runs from base 191 to 1489 and encodes 432 amino acids. The record is from RefSeq and is a predicted model, not a curated record. The transcript is spliced from 14 exons. Gene Ontology annotation, cellular component: transcription regulator complex.
CCGGCCCCGGCCCCGCUCCGGCCCCGCUCCCGGCACCCGCGGCCGGCCCAGCCCCUCCGGAGCACGGAGCAGGUUGUCGUGUAUCCGUGGGGGCUCAGGGUCGGAGCCCAGAGCAGCCAGCACCAUAGCGUCCAACAGCUGGAACGCCAGCGGCAGCCCUGGGGAGGGGCGGGAAGAUGGCCAGGACGGCAUGGACAAGAGUCUGGACAAUGAUGCCGAGGGUGUGUGGAGUCCAGACAUCGAGCAGAGCUUCCAGGAGGCGCUGGCGAUCUACCCACCGUGCGGCCGGAGGAAAAUCAUCCUCUCAGACGAGGGCAAGAUGUACGGUCGUAACGAGCUGAUCGCCCGCUACAUCAAGCUGCGAACGGGGAAGACACGGACGAGGAAGCAGGUGUCCAGCCACAUACAGGUUCUAGCUCGGAAGAAGGUGCGGGAGUACCAGGUUGGCAUCAAGGUCUCUAGCCACUUGCAGGUUCUUGCCCGACGGAAAUCUCGUGAGAUUCAGUCCAAGCUGAAGGCCAUGAACUUGGACCAGGUCUCGAAGGAUAAGGCUCUGCAGAGCAUGGCUUCCAUGUCCUCGGCGCAGAUUGUGUCGGCCAGCGUCCUGCAGAACAAGCUCAGCCCUCCCCCUCCUCUUCCUCAGGCCGUCUUCUCUGCUGCCCCCAGGUUUUGGAGUGGGCCUAUCCCAGGACAGCCUGGACCCUCUCAGGACAUUAAACCGUUUGCACAACCAGCUUACCCCAUCCAGCCACCCAUGCCUCCAUCACUAGCCAGUUACGAGCCCUUGGCUCCGCUCCCGCCAGCUGCCUCGGCCGUGCCGGUCUGGCAGGACCGCACCAUCGCCUCCACCAAGCUCCGGCUCCUCGAGUACUCCGCCUUCAUGGAGGUGCCCCGGGAUGCCGAAACGUACAGCAAACACCUCUUCGUGCACAUCGGCCAGACGAACCCCUCGUACAGCGACCCGCUGCUGGAGGCCGUGGACAUCCGCCAGAUCUACGACAAGUUUCCUGAGAAGAAAGGUGGCCUCAAGGAGCUCUAUGAGCGUGGGCCCCAGAACUCCUUCUUUCUCGUCAAGUUUUGGGCGGAUCUGAACAGCACGAUCCAGGACGGGCCAGGGACCUUCUACGGCGUCAGCAGCCAGUACAGCAGUGCAGAGAACAUGACCAUCACCGUCUCCACCAAGGUGUGCUCCUUUGGGAAGCAGGUCGUGGAGAAGGUGGAGACGGAGUAUGCACGGCUGGAGAACGGCCGGUUCGUCUACCGCAUCCACCGGUCUCCCAUGUGCGAGUACAUGAUCAACUUCAUCCACAAACUCAAGCACCUCCCGGAGAAGUACAUGAUGAACAGUGUCCUGGAGAAUUUCACCAUCCUGCAGGUUGUUACGAACAGGGAUACCCAGGAAACCUUGCUCUGCAUUGCCUUUGUUUUCGAGGUCUCCACCAGCGAGCACGGCGCCCAGCACCACGUGUACAAGUUGGUCAAGGACUAGGGGCCCUUGGGGACAGGCAGGGCACGAGGAGCGUGCAGGGGAGGGAGGAGGCCGUGCAGAAAAGCCACCCGUGCCUGUUGCCUUGUGAGAAGUCAUUUGAAGACAGGAGGAGAAGGAGGAGGAAGAAAAACGAUAGCCAAAAAAAGACUGACAUGUGAUCGCAAAUGUUUUCUACUUAGGAACAGUUUCUUUCUUUAUUUUUUUUUUUUCUUUUUUCUUUUUUUUUUUUUUUUAAUAAAUAAAUAAAAUUACCAAAAAAAAAGAAAGAAAAAAAAGAAAAAAAAGAAAAAAAAAAGGAAAAAAAAAAAAAAAAAAAGAAGAAUGGGAAAGGAAGCGUAGGGAGAAAGAAAACCCACAUCUGGCGCUGGAGAGGGAGAGACCAGCCCUCGGUGUUGCUGAUGAAGGCCAGGAUGCCACCAGCAGCAGCAGCGGGAUGCCAGAGCAGGGAGCGACCCCUCCUCUCACCCCAGCCUCGCUCAGAAGCGCCCCGGUCCUGAGAGGAGAAGAGAGGAGAGGAGAGGAGCGAGCACUGACGCUCAGGAGGAUGUAGCACCGUGCCAGGUCUGAAACUGAUUGGCAUGGCAGCCACAGCGGCACUGGCACCGCGUGGCACAGCCCAGGGGACGUGGGGACGGACGGGCAGCGCAGGGUGGAGGACGGGGACACUGCCACCUCCCCUGGGAUGCUCCUUCUCCCUGCCCAGCUGGGGCACUGGGAACCAGUGGCAGUGAAGGCAUGAGGGCAUUGACAAUGCAAACCGUGGGGUUUUAUGGCUCCUUUUUUUCUCCUUUUUUUUUUUUAAUGAAAGUGCUUUUUUAAUACUUUUUUUAAAAGACACCGUGCUCGUAAUCAGGCUGAUCGCCCUCCGCAGUGACCAGGUGCUCCCCUCCCACCCUGCACGGGAAGCGCCCUGUUUAGGGAAAAGUUUGGGAUGUCUCCAUCCCUGGCUGGGUUUUGUGGGGAUUCCCUGAGCUCUGCGUGCGCUUUCAGGAAUUGCACUCGGGGGUGGCCCAGGCUCAGUGUCCCCACUGAGGAGUCAUGAGUGGAGAGCAGUGAGGGCAGAUUCCCCUGAUUCAUUUUGUAUAUGUACAUUUCCCUUGUUUCUUUUUUUUUUGUUUUUUUUUUUUUUUUCGUUCCUUCACCUUUUUUUCCCUUUUUUUUUCUGCGAUGACUGUUCCAAACUGCUCCGUCCUCUCUCCUGCAUCCUGUGGGAAGUGGCCGGGGAGGUGACUUGUGCAGGGAAAAAACAUAUUGAGCAAUGCAGAGCCAAGCUGUCAGUGGGCAGAGUUUGGGACGGAGAGGACAGAGAGGGGACAGAGAACAGGAGGGGUGCCAGGAUAAGGGACUGGGUCAGCUCGGAGGUAUUUUUGUGGCUGCAGCCCAAAGUAAGCCGAGGCAGAGUGCCCGGUCCUGAGGCUGUGACUGCAAGGGCAGAGUCUGGGGAAAGCAACCCCAGGGUUCAGGAGGGUCACAGAGGGACAGAGGUGGCGGGGAGCAGCGUGGCAGGAGGCUGGCAGGGGGACUGAGAGCCCGAGGUGGCCAGGUCUGGAUGUGUUUCUCAGGUAGGCAGGGGAGUGAAGGCAGUGGGAAGGAGGGCAGGAGUGUUUUGAGGGGCACUGCAGCCCCUUGGGGAGGGGGACAGGGCAGGUUUAGGCUCAGUGUUGCCAGUGCAAGGAGCAGGAACAGCCCCAGAGCUCAGGAAAGCGCCUUGGCUGCCACUUUGAUGCCGUGUGCCGUGUGAGGCAGGGGGACUUCGACCUCCUGCCGCUGGGAAGAGCCACCCAUCCCUGUGGGAAGGGGCAGAGCCACCCCAGCCCCGUGCCAGGCCCAGGGCUCAGUGGUGGGACUGGACUGAGGUGGCUGCUGUGAGCAGGGCAGACGGAGCAGGGGGGAAAGGGAGAGGGAAGAAUCCAAGGCCAGGCACUGGCAUACCAUGCCAGGGCUGUGCUGGGACUCUCUGGCCAAGUUCUCAUAUGUAGCAUGUUUGUUUGUUGUUUUGUAGACUUUUUUUUUUUUUUUUUCCCCCUUCUUCUGUUUCACUCACUGAUCUAAAACUCUGGGAAUGAAAACUCAAAACUCCCUCACCAUUAACCACAGGCGUGCCCCGCUCCCAGCCCCGAUGGGGGACGAAGCUCUUUGUUAACUGGACCGGUUUGUGCCUCCAUCCCUCCCUCCCCUCUGCCUGCACCCAGCCCAGGGCUCACACUGCACCCCACGCACACAGACUGGUGCCCCCAGCAGCCCUGGCUGGGGUUUAGUCGUCAUCCCAGAGACACUUUCUCAACUCCCCCAGCCCCUCCGUUCUCCUCCAGUGUAUUUAUGAAUUUCACAUGAAGUACUGUUUUAUUUUUUUAAAGACUUUGUAAAGCUUACCAGGGUUACAAUCACCAUUUUUAGAGCUGCGUCAGUCCACAAUGUUAAAAAUCCAUUUUUUUUUAUGUAUUAUAUUUUUUGUGUAAUUUUUUUUUUUAAUCCAGCUGUGAUGGGUUGUAUCAUAUAUUUGUUGUGUUUACUGUAUCUGUCCAACUUUAAAGAGAGGAGACUGUGGAGCUCCGAGAAAACUACGGUCUGCUGAAAAAAAAAAGAAAAAAAAUUAAAAUUAUUUGUUCA